This is a messenger RNA of Talaromyces amestolkiae, 348 nucleotides long. RefSeq lists its product as uncharacterized. NCBI's taxonomy places the organism in Eukaryota, Fungi, Ascomycota, Eurotiomycetes, Eurotiales, Trichocomaceae. Bases 1 to 348 code for a protein of 115 amino acids. The record is from RefSeq and is a predicted model, not a curated record. The transcript is spliced from 3 exons.
AUGUCAGACCUAAUAGACGUUGCCCACCAAGCCCAGCGGGACCUAAACUCCCACCAAGCCAAGCAAGGCGUCGGCCAUCAGAGCAUCUCAACCGACGAAUCCGGCGUCAACGAAAACGUCACACGCGACUUCCCCGGCGCUGAGGUACGGUACGGCGAGAUGGCGAAUCAUGGUGGCAGCGGGAACAAAAAAAUUCCGCCACAGGAGGGCGGUGAUUAUGAUGCGCGGGGACGGAUGACUAAAGCAAAAGAUUUCGAAGGCCCGGGCGGUCCAGAGGAUAAGAUGAAGAUUGUCGAGGAAAGACGGCCUGGCGACGAUGGAGUGCCGGUGCGGAGGACCAACUACUAA